Molecule: messenger RNA, 1836 nt
Organism: Heterobilharzia americana
Lineage: Eukaryota; Metazoa; Platyhelminthes; Trematoda; Strigeidida; Schistosomatidae
Source: the annotation of a GenBank genome assembly
AUGGAACAAGUACGUCAUGGCCAAGAAUCGUGGGCUCAGUUUGAUGAUGACGAUAAUGAUGACAGUUCCAUGAUUCGAAACCCUCUCUCAGUUCCUAUUUGUACCUCUUAUUCCUAUUUUCCUACUGAAGGAUCAUCUUUUUUCUGUCAACCAGUGUUGAAUUCACAUUUUUCUAAUUUACAUUCGGUUAAUUCUCCUGAUCAAUUGAAUAAUCUAUCAAAUUCAUUACUACUACCUUUUGCAUCAUAUCAUUCACCUGAACAACCUAUGAAAUCUAUAGAAGUGAAAUCAAUCGAUCAUGACAAUCUAAGCAAUUAUGCACAGAACAAUUCAUAUCAGUUAAAACAUAUACAAUAUCAACUUGAUCCAUAUAAUAAAUGGUCUAGUUUCGAUCAAUCAAUCAUUCAACAGCCUACUACUACUACUAGUGUUCUUACUUCUACUGUAUCUGCUACACAUUCAAUGACUACUUCGAUUAUGCAAAACAAUACAACAAGUAAUAGUUGUAUUACAACAAUGCAAACUAUCCCAGAUCCAUGGGCAGUUACAUCAGAUCAAAAAGCAUAUUAUUUAUCUCAAUUUCUUAGAUUACAACCAGAUAUACGUUCAAAAUUGAAUGGGUUACAAUCAAAGGCAUAUUUUGAAUUAUCAAAGUUGCCUUCUUUAGAAUUGUCAAAAAUUUGGGAGUUAUCCGAUCUUGAUCGUGAUGGACAAUUAACUUUAGGUGAAUUUUGUGUUGCAAUGCAUUUAGUUGUGUAUAGAUUGAAUGGUGUCCCAAUUCCUAAUACUCUGCCUUUAGCUCUACUAGAAUUAGUAGAAAGUAAUUGGUUAUCAGCGAAAACAAUACCACAAACAACAACAACAAGUACAGUUGGCAGUACUAUUUCUGAUUGUACAUUGAAUUCGUUUAAACAAAGCAGUUAUAUCAAUUCAACAGGGAAUAAAUCAAUUGAUACACCUAAUAAUUGUCAACAAUCAGAUUGUUUACAACAAUCACCUUCUUCUCUUCCUAUAUCCGAUUACCAGACAAUAUCAUUGAACCAUGAUAUUCAAACAACUACUACAAAUCUAUCUCCAAUUGGAAUAAUUUAUCCAAUGAAUUCCAUUGAAAUGAAACAACAACAACAGCAAAGACGUUGGUCAUUAUCAAGUCAAAGUGAUAUAUGCUCACUAGCUGAAGGAAUGAUGUUGUUUGAAUCGAAACCAAAUAUGGAUGCACAAUUGAAACAUCCUAUCCCGUUAAGGAUUCGAACACUACCUUCAAGUAUAAUUCCUGAAACAAAUUCAGUGUAUAAUUCUCAAAACAUAUCAUUUCCCUAUAGAAAUGCAUUUUAUAGUACAACAAAUCCGGUGAUGAUAGAGUCCAGUAUCACUUCAUUACCACAUAUUUACAAAAUAUCAGAUAAGAGUAAACAACAAUCAUCUUCUACAUUAUUAAAAACUCAACAUUCUGAACCGAUUCCAUCUCAUUUCACUCAUAAUCAUUUAUCAAUGCCAAUAUCAAUGAAAACUCCACCACCACCACCACCACCUCCUCCUAGAGCGAAUUUAUUACUUAUGACUAAUAUUAACUCUGUGGAUAAUAGUGUACAAAAAUAUAGUCUAGAAAAUGAUAAACAGGAAAUUACUUCACCACUAACAACCACACUUGAUGAAAAGGAGGUUAAACCUAUAGAAUCAUAUCUGCUUAUUGACAGUGUGGAAAUGUUGAAGUGUCAAUGUGAUGAGGUUAGUCAAAUCAAUGAAGAACUAGCAAUAACUCUCAUGAAAUUACAAAAUAAUCGAAUUGCACUAAAGAUAUUUUUAGAACGAUUAAUGCCAUUAGAGACGGUAUAA